AUGGUUCUGUAUGCUCAACGAAAAUUUAUCAUUGAAAGAAAUUAUGUCUUGAGUGAUCAUCGUCCUUUUGGUGUGCUAACAAUGCUUCAAGAUCGACAAUGGACAGGUUCUUUGGUUAAAUUUUCUGGUUUUGUGGAUAGAAUAGUCAAGGAAUUCUAUGCCAAUAUUACUAAUGAAAUUAUUGAACCUUCAUCUCCUCUGUAUAAUAAAGUGUUUGUUAGGGGCCAUUGGUUCUCUUUUUCUCCUCAAUACAUUGCUCUUGCUUUGUGCCUUCCCCUUACUGUCGAGGAUGAUGUUGAUGGUGCUUCUCUUGACAAGGACAUGGUUAUCACUGAGUUGGUCGGACAAAAAAUGGUAUGGCCUUCUAACACAGUCAUCUCUGUCUCCAAUCUCACCUACACUUAUGCUGUUCUCCAUAAGUUUGCAACAAAAAAUUGGAAGCCCACAUCUCACACGGCCACUAUCUCUUUUGAUAUGGCAUCAUUUUUGUACAAAGUGGGGACCGGUCUUGGUUUAAAUUUGGCUUCGGUUAUUCAUGAUCAAAUCAUUGGGUUUCGCAAAGGUAACAGGAAAAACUUGAAUCUUCCUUUUCCUCAAGUUAUUUAUAAAGUGUUGAGUAUGCAGAAAAAAGAUCUCCAACGUGACCAAGAAGACUUGGUGGCACCCACUACUGCUGCUUCCUACAAGGCCUCUGCCCCUCCUACUGAAGCCACUGCUGCUCCUUCCUCCAAGAAAGUCAAGCCCCAAUCUCUGAAGAUUGCCUCGGAUGACAUUCCUCAUGCCUCCUCCUCUGUUGCCACAGAUUCAGGACUUGUUGCAACAGAAAUAGCUGCUGUCCGAGCCUCUGUUGACUCUUUGACUGCUCGCGUGAUGUCAAUUGAAGGACUACAACGUUCUGUGUUGGAGGCUGUUCGAUCUCUGUCUAAAGAUCCAGUUGUUUAG
Messenger RNA from Humulus lupulus (European hop), 942 nucleotides. RefSeq lists its product as uncharacterized. The transcript has a single exon. Bases 1 to 942 code for a protein of 313 amino acids. The record is from RefSeq and is a predicted model, not a curated record. Lineage: Eukaryota; Viridiplantae; Streptophyta; Magnoliopsida; Rosales; Cannabaceae.